AUGUCAAGCAUGCGCGGCAUUCCGCGUCGACAAGACAACUACAAGGCAAAGGGUGUCUUCAAGCAGGAUGAGCUCCGACGUAGGCGUGAAGAGGCUCAGGUCGAGAUCCGUCGUCAGAAGCGUGAAGAAUCCAUGGCAAAGCGAAGGAACCUAAACAUCGCCGACGAUGAGAGCGGCGCCGACUCGGACGACGAUGGCAUUGCCUCCGCUGCUGUCGAUGCUCAGCUUGCCGAUGAGCUCCCAAAAAUGAUCGAAGAUGCCAUGAGUGACAAUCUCGACCGCCAGCUCGACGCCACCACCAAGUUUCGAAAGCUUCUGUCCAAAGAAAAGAACCCUCCCAUCGAGCGCGUCAUUGCUGCCGGUGUCGUUCCUCGCUUUGUCGAGUUCCUCCGAAGCCCGCACAGCAUGAUCCAGUUCGAGGCUGCUUGGGCACUCACCAACAUCGCCUCCGGUACCUCUGAUCACACCCAGGUCGUUAUCAACGAGGGCGCUGUUCCCGUCUUUAUCGAGCUUCUCUCGUCGCCCGUCCUCGACGUUCGCGAACAGGCCGUCUGGGCUCUUGGUAACAUUGCCGGUGACAGCCCCAAGUGCCGUGACUACGUCCUCCAGGCAGGUGCCAUGCGUCCCUUGAUUGCUCUCCUCAGCGAGAACCACAAGCAGAGCAUGCUCCGCAACGCAACGUGGACGCUAAGCAACUUUUGCCGUGGCAAGAACCCUCAACCAGAAUGGUCCAUGGUCUCUCCCGCCCUCAGUGUGCUCACCAAGCUCGUAUACUCGAUGGACGACGAGGUGCUUAUCGACGCCUGCUGGGCCAUCUCGUAUCUCUCGGACGGCGCCAACGAAAAGAUUCAGGGCGUCAUCGAGUCCGGCGUCUGCCGCCGUCUCGUAGACCUACUCACCCACCCUUCCACUGCGGUCCAGACCCCUGCACUUCGCUCCGUCGGCAACAUUGUCACUGGCGACGACUACCAGACCCAGGUCGUCAUCUCGUCUGGCGCGCUGCCACCUUUGCUCUCGCUGCUCUCCUCGCCCAAGGAGGGCAUCCGCAAGGAAGCCUGCUGGACCAUCUCCAACAUCACCGCUGGUUCUUCUCAGCAGAUCCAGGCCGUGAUCGACGCAAACAUUAUCCCUCCUCUCAUCGACAUUCUGCAGCACGCCGACUUCAAGACCAAAAAGGAGGCCUGCUGGGCCAUCAGCAACGCUACCAGCGGCGGUCUCACCGAGCCUCAACAGAUCCGAUACCUCGUCUCGCAAGGCUGCAUCAAGCCGCUCUGCGACCUUCUCAGCAGCAUGGAUAACAAAAUCAUUCAGGUGGCGCUCGAUGGUCUCGAGAAUAUCCUCAAGGUGGGAGAGAUGGACCGCGACGCUGCUGGUGGCGACGCUCCCAACGCUUAUGCGCUUCAUAUCGAGGAGUGCGGAGGUAUGGUCUGUAUCCACAACCUCCAGCACCACGAGAACCUCGACAUCUACAAGAAGUGCUUCUACAUCAUGGACAAGUACUUCCCAGACGACGAGGCACAGGACACUGGUCUCGGCGCUCCUCAAGUCGACGAGACCGGUGCGUUUGCAUUCCAGUCCGACUUGAAUGCUCCACAGGGUGGAUUCAACUUUACGCCCGCUCAGAACGGCAUGCAGCAGUAA
Mycosarcoma maydis (corn smut) is the source of this 1641-nucleotide messenger RNA. Its product is annotated as putative karyopherin alpha. Gene Ontology annotation, cellular component: nucleus; nucleoplasm; cytoplasm. The record is from RefSeq and is a predicted model, not a curated record. The transcript has a single exon. NCBI's taxonomy places the organism in Eukaryota, Fungi, Basidiomycota, Ustilaginomycetes, Ustilaginales. Gene Ontology annotation, biological process: NLS-bearing protein import into nucleus. Bases 1 to 1641 code for a protein of 546 amino acids. Gene Ontology annotation, molecular function: nuclear import signal receptor activity; protein binding.